This is a messenger RNA of Durusdinium trenchii, 945 nucleotides long. The record is from the annotation of a GenBank genome assembly. NCBI's taxonomy places the organism in Eukaryota, Dinophyceae, Suessiales, Symbiodiniaceae.
AUGGCAGAGGAAGAGGGACAGGAGGUGAUCUUCACCGAGAACACCGCGCCGGACCGCGAGAUCUGGGAUGAGAAGGGCGGUCUCAUCAAGAAGGGUGCGGCCGAGAUCGCGGAGAGAGAUCAGGACCACGUGCCGGAGGUCAAGGUGCUCACCACCUUGGGCAUGUUCGCCGUGCCCGUCACGGCCGAGACCACCGUGGGGGAGAUCCGUCAGAAGGUCCAGGAGUGGAAGCCCGAAUAUUCGCUCGAGCAGAUUGAGCUGGUGUGCAAGGACAAGGAUGCUUGGGGCCCACUCUUCAACAAGACUUCUCGCCCCCGUGACGACGACGAAACUGUCGAGUCCCUGUGGAGUGACUGGGACAUCCCGCGCCGCAUGAUGCAGGUGGCCUUGUGGAUCAAAGAGAAGAACGAGGAGACCGGCGAGUGGGAGAGCACCUUCUGGAAGAUGCUCGAAGAAUCCAAGUGUGACGAGGUGAUCUUCACCGAGAACACCGCGCCGGACAGGGAGAUCUGGGACGAGAAGGGAGGUCUCAUCAAGAAGGGUGCAGCCGAGAUCGCGGAGAGAGAUCAGGACCACGUGCCGGAGGUCAAGGUGCUCACGACCUUGGGCAUGUUCGCCGUGCCCGUCACGGCCGAGACCACCGUGGGGGAGAUCCGUCAGAAGGUCCAGGAGUGGAAACCCGAAUACUCGCUCGAGCAGAUCGAGCUGGUGUGCAAGGACAAGGAUGCUUGGGGCCCACUCUUCAACAAGACCUCUCGCCCCCGCGACGACGACGAGACCGUCGAGUCCCUGUGGAGUGACUGGGACAUCCCGCGCCGCAUGAUGCAGGUCGCCUUGUGGAUCAAGGAGAAGAACGAGGAGACUGGUGAGUGGGAGAGCACCUUCUGGAAGAUGCUCGAAGAGUCCAAAUGCGACGAUUGGAGCUUCCAGGGUCACACCAUCUGA